AUGCUGCUGUCUGAACUCCCCGCAGAAAUUUUAUACAUCAUCCUAGCCCAUCUCCCGAACGUCAAUGCAUUGGCCAAUCUGUCACAGACAUGCCAUCGACUCCACAAGACUAUCCUCGAUGGAGAGUCUGUCAUAUUUCGUGAAUUUGUGCAGACCCGAUUCCCCGGCAUUGAAACCCCGCCAUACUGGAGAGAUGCAGCACAAGCUCUGACCUCAAGGUCCCGUGCCAUGUACAAAAAAGGCAUCACUGCACGAUUUAUCGUGCCGUCAGACUGGACCAAACUUGGUCACCAGGGUGCGAUCGUCCGAGACAGGUCUACUCUGGGAUACAAACCUCCCAUUAGCUCGUACGAGAUAUGGAACGGCGGAAGCUGGGCUGAUCGGAAGGAAGUCAUGGCUUGGGGUGCUGGGAAUCAACUUGUGAUGCGGGUCAACCAACAUGGUCAUUCCAUGAAACAGCAAUGGGUUGUGCUCGAUGAGCUUGACGCUCUGGACGUCUACGAUGAUAUUCGUUCUCUUCAUCUACUAUCCUCGCAAAAACGGUACCAGAACGAUACCGACGUGGAGCAUCUGAUCUUCGGUCGGGCACGAGGCGACAUCAGUCACAUGGUCAUUUCUCACAAUGAGGGAAAAUAUGAGCAUAAGCAGAUAUUCAAGACAAAUGAGGCCAGUACCGUGGCAACAGACCUGAGUAAAGGCCCCAACCCUGUUUUGGCUGCUACGUUUCAGGGUGAUGCUGUUGGCUUUUAUCAUGCCGAGACGGACGAAGAAGAAAUCGAGCCAUUCGCGAUCCUUCACCCACUAUUCGGUACCAUUUCUACUACCAGAUUGCUAUCUUCAUCAACGGUUGCAAUUGGCACUGGACUGUCUGAAGGCUCUUUGUCUAUCUCGCAAAUUACACCAACUGGCGUGUCCCAUUUACAAGCAUACAGUCUGGGAGAACCUGAAUGGGCACGCAUAGAACACAGCUAUGAAAACCCGCCUGCGGUCCAAAAUUUAUCUAGGGAAACCUUCAUCGGCGCCAUAGAGCCUCUCGGUGCACACUCCCUCACAGGAGGUUCCCCUGGCGACGUCUUUCUCACUGCCUGGGAGAGUCACUCCGUAAGACUCCACGAUCUCCGCGCCCCAGACCCUGUGGUCAAUAUCUACGUUGAUAACACGGACACCAAUCCCAUCUACAGCCUCCUUUCCUUCGGCCAUGAUAGUUUCCUAGUUGGAAGCGGCGGCGAGGGCUUGGUCAAGAUCUUCGACCUGCGGAUGGGCACAAAAUCUCGCGCCCUCGAUACCCAGAUGGAGACUGGCUAUUCUUACAGAGCCCCGCCACACCAUUACCCCGAGUAUGGUUUCUCCACGUUCCUCUCCACUCCCGCACCAGAUACAUUCACCAACGAAGCCGCACACCCAUUCGCUCGCUACCGCGAAUCACCUAGUGGCCACCGCCAACCAAAUAGCUACCGCGGCCCUGUCUACGCAAUGUCCUCGCCUUCUCCGUCCUCGCCGACCGUCUACGCGGGCGUCGUUGGCGGUAUUGUCCAACUGGACUUUGUGUCCACGGAUGAUCUGUUCGGUCCGAACAGAGAAUGGUGCCAGAAGAACCUAGGUCUCGAUCUGAACACGACUGAAACUCAGUUUCCGGACCCGAGCACUCAGGUGAUGAAUUUGGGAGGUUAUGAGCGUCCGGCUCCGUAUGAUUUCGGAAGUGUUUCGAAGUUGCGGCGUCAGCGGGAGUUCUGGAAGAUUCCACCUGAGGAUAUGCUUAAUGGAUAUGGGCAAGACUCAUGGGAUUGGAGAUGGGGGAACGUAGAGCAGCGUGGAACUUGGAGGAGCUUGAAUGAUUCAUAG
Messenger RNA from Penicillium bovifimosum, 1842 nucleotides. Its product is annotated as F-box protein. Bases 1 to 1842 code for a protein of 613 amino acids. Lineage: Eukaryota; Fungi; Ascomycota; Eurotiomycetes; Eurotiales; Aspergillaceae. The record is from RefSeq and is a predicted model, not a curated record. The transcript has a single exon. Gene Ontology annotation, molecular function: protein binding.